AUGCCUUCUGAUGAUAAUCUUCGACACAUGUCUGAUAGCAACACAUCAGAACACAUGCAAGUUGAUAAAAACAUUGUCCAACCUCAGCAAAGUGCCACAAACAAUGCCAAAGAACAAAAACUUGCAGCACCAGAACUGGAAUUCUAUGCAGACAACCCAUAUAUCGAUAACUCAAUAGAAUGGGCUCAAAUAGAAAGACCUAUAGAGGAAUUAAAUUUUCCACAAUUCCAAACCUUUAAUGACAUGUGA
This is a messenger RNA of Cetraspora pellucida, 249 nucleotides long. NCBI's taxonomy places the organism in Eukaryota, Fungi, Glomeromycota, Glomeromycetes, Diversisporales, Gigasporaceae. The record is from the annotation of a GenBank genome assembly.